Molecule: messenger RNA, 1029 nt
Organism: Anopheles moucheti
Lineage: Eukaryota; Metazoa; Arthropoda; Insecta; Diptera; Culicidae
Product: antigen 5 like allergen Cul n 1-like
Exons: 3
Coding region: 42-851 (269 amino acids)
Source: RefSeq, a predicted model, not a curated record
CGGAUAGAUAAUCUUUGAUUCGUAUAAAUGUUGCUCGAGCUAUGGAGCGUCUUAUCAAAACGGUUACAAUGGCCAUCUGGGUAGCAUGUGUCACUGUCCUUCUGUUUGUCCUUGCGGAGGUUGAUGCGGGCGGCAAGUAUUGUCAAAGCGAUCUGUGCCCCCGUGGAGGUCCUCACGUCGGAUGCAACCCACCACCCUUUUCCGGUGGUCCAACCUGCCGCAGUAAGAAGAACGCCAAGAAGGUCCCACUAUCGUCCGCACUGCGCACAUUCAUCAUGGACGAACACAAUCUAAAUCGUUCGAACAUUGCGCUCGGAAGGAUACCGCCCUACCCGAGGGCGGUCAAAAUGCCAACGCUCACCUGGGACGAGGAGCUGGCUCAGCUGGCCGAUGCGAACGCGCGCUCCUGUAACUAUGGCCAUGAUCGGUGCCGGGCAACGGACAAGUUCCCGUACGCGGGACAAAACAUUGCCAUCACGCAGUUCUUCGGUUAUCGGUUUACGGAGAAGGACCUGAUCCACAAGUUUAUCUCGAGCUGGUGGGGUGAAUAUUUGGAUGCACGCCCGGAACACAUUGCCAAGUAUCCGACAUCGUACAGUGGCAAACCCAUCGGUCACUUCACGCAGAUCGCGAGUGAUCGUAGCACGAAGGUGGGCUGCUCCAUGUGGUACUGGAAGGAUGGCCAGAUGGAUGCGUACUACUUCGUGUGCAACUACUCCACGACCAACAUUAUGGAUCGUUCCGUGUAUCAGUCCGGUCCUACCGGUUCACAGUGCAGAAAGGGAAGGAACUCCCAAUUCCCAGGACUCUGUAACCCCAAUGAAGAACCUCGCUCCAUUAUGGAUCCCUAGGAGCUUGCCUCAAAGAAAUCAGGUUGUCUAUAGCUAGACAAACUAUUGGCUCACUAACCGAGAAGCGAGAACUUCUGGACGCAUCUCUCAAAAUUAUGUUACACAAAGAACUUCAACUUGCAGCCAAUCUCAACCAAUGCAAUCGAUCGGUUAUCUGUCCUGAAAUACAAAAAUGCAC